AGAGAAGAGAGAGUGAGGGUUUGGGGGGGUAAUUUUUUUUUCUAUUAUAAGGGUAAAUUUAUAAAAUAUAUACUAUUUUGCGGGUGUAAGUUGGAAAUUCGAGAGUGAUAUUUAACAACCCCAUUUGCAAUCAAUCAAUUAAUAAAAUCACACAAAAUUAAACACUCCAAAUCCCUCCAAAAAUAGUAACACUAACACCAAAGAAUUUGAAGCGCUCUAUAAUUUUUUUCACAACACAUUUUAAAAUUCAAAUACCAAAUGAUAAGCCAAACCACCCUCUCUCUCUCUCUCUUCUUUCUCUCUCCUCAAUUCUGCGGCACCACCACCUUCUCAACCGCCUCUUUCUAGGGUUCCGUCGCCGAUUUCCACUUUCUCUUUCCUACUUCACUUCUUCUUCUUCUAUGCAACUUCCGAAUUGCUUCUUCUGGAAUUAUUCAGUGAAACGAUUGAUUUUUUAAUGUUUGAAUUAAGUGGGUUCAAAGAUUGUUCAAGGGAUUAUGUCGCAAGAUCUUGGUGAGUUUUGGGGAGUUAUUUGAUUUUUAUUUGGUUGUGGAGUAUUUUGAAGUUGGUGGGAUUGAAUUGAAUUUGGGGUUGUAAACCCUAAAUUUGUGGCGGUUUUGAAGAUAUGGUGAUUGAAGCGAAUGGUAAUGGGAAUGGUAGUGUUCAUGGUAAUAGUAACGGUGGUAAUAAGGUGAAUGGUUUUUUGCAUGGUUGUUCAAGUAGUAGUGGCGGUAGUGGAGAUGGGAGUUCGCUUCGGACUUAUAAGCGUCGAAAGUGUGGGGCAUCGAAUUCGAAUUGCAAGGUUGUUGAUUUGGAGAAGAUGCCUUGUGCUACUUCUGCUCAAUUGGAUGAUAAGAUGGUAAAAGAAUUAGUGGACAUAGAUUUACAAAAAAAAUCUUGUGCUCGAGUCUGUGACCCAAAGAUAAAUUGUCAAUCUCUUCUGAAUGGUUCAGAUGGUUGUUCUUAUCAACAUUGGAGAAAUGCUUUGGAAAACAUCUGUCAAUCACUCUGUCCCACUGAGGGCGGAGGUGGUGGAAUACCGAACUGCAUCAGGGAGGCACUUCUUAGUAAUCCUGGAAGUAGUCAUGCAAACAUUGCCAAGGAAACAAUUGACCAUCGUGAUAGCCAUGCCCAUUUACCGAGAGCUGGGCAAACUAAUGGAGCUUCAACUGAAGCUAAAGGAUUUUCAUCUGUGAUUUCUAAUGGAGUUCCAAGUGAUAGCGAUCAAUUAACUGUGACUAGGCUGUGUGAACGUGCUUUCCUCAGACUUGUGAUUUCAGGAAAGUUUGCUUCACUGUGCAAGAUGCUUACUGAAAAUCUUCAUGGGCUGAACAUUGAAAAAGUUUUGGACUUUAGUCUUAUUAAUACAAGGAUAAAAGAAGGUGCAUAUGAACAAACACCUAUGCUGUUCUCAUCAGAUAUCCAGCAGAUAUGGAGAAAGCUUCGGACAAUUGGCAAUGAGAUGGUUUCCCUUUCAAAUAAUAUGUCAGAGCUGUCAAGAGCCUGCUGUCGUGACCUGGGAGGAGGUGCUGUACUUGAUACCUCAAGUUACAAAGGACAAGAGUUAAAUGGCCGGGAUUAUGAUGUGCAAAUCAAGCAGGAAGAGUUAGAUGCUUCUGUGUUUUGUACAUGUAGACAGUGUGGAGAGAGGUCAGAUGGAAGAGAUUGCCUUGUGUGUGAUUCAUGCGAAGCAAUGUUCCAUGUUUCCUGUAUCAAGCCUGCUGUGAAGGAAAUUCCACACAAAAGUUGGUAUUGUGCUAAUUGCACUGCUAGUGGUAUGGCAUCUCCUCAUGAAGAUUGUGUUGUUUGUGAGAGACUAAUUGCUAAUUCUGGUAUCAGUGAACUUGAUGCCAUUCCAUUGCCUGAAGAAGCACUGGAUGAUGUUAAAGAAAGUUCAGAUGAUAUCAUAGGAACCGGGCCUCAAGUGUUCAAAGGAAACAAACGAUUGCCUUGUAAAAUAUGUGGAAGCAUACUAAAUAAUGGUGAAGAGUUCCGUGUGUGUGAACAUAGUGGUUGCGAAUACAAGUACUAUCAUACAAGGUGCUUGACAAACAAAGAGUUAAAAACGUAUGGUCCUCGUUGGUAUUGCCCUUCUUGUCUAUGUAGGGUUUGUCUUGUUGACAAGGAUGAUGAUAAUAUUGUGAUGUGUGAUGGAUGUGAUCAUGGAUACCAUAUCUAUUGUAUGAAUCCUCCGCGUACAUCAAUUCCCAGGGGCAAGUGGUUUUGCCCAAAAUGUGAUGUAGGGAUAAAGGCAGUACGCAAAGUCAAAAAGUUGUAUGAGGAUCUAGAACGGAAGCAGAUGAAAGAUGAAGGGAAAAGGGUUACUGACGAUUCCUCUAAGAAAUCAAAACUGAAAUUUGAAGAUGCAGCGGGUGGAUCUGGAGGAAUGGAUAUGCUUUUAUCAGCUGCUAGAACUCUUAAUGAUGAAUAAUCUACUGUGCAAGAGGGAUUGAGUUAAACUAUGAAAGAUGUCAAGGCAUGAGGAUAAUUUUUCUUUUUUCUUUUUUUUUGGAUUCCUGUUGUAAUUUAGGGCCUUAAAUGCAAAAGUGGCCAUUUCAUGUGCUUGCACACUUUCGGCGAGCUGUCUCCGCUAUUGUUGGAUAAGACUUCAAGUUAGCUGAUUUAAAGAUCUGGCAUGGCCUUGCUUCAAGGGUUGUAUAUUUUUGACUGGUAGCUUGUAGAAGACUCGCAAAAACUUUGGCCAUUGGAUGAAAUGAGACGGAUCUGGUGGCUUUAGUGUGAGAUUAAUGUAGGUGAUCUAACUGUCAUUUUUUUGUAAUUUGUAUCACACCAUUUCCAUGUGAUUGAAACAUUUAGAUGAUAGGUUUUUUUUUUGACAUCUAGCUGAAAGCUGUUGUAAGAAGAGAUUGUGACACCUUUUUCUGUAAUCAAAUGGCAACCUGUUUAAUUUUUUACUGCUAUUUCCCGAGUGAUGGCUUUCUGCUGUUCAAGUUUGAUUCCAAAGAAACAUGUAUCUUCCUGCACAUUAGCCAUAAUGCAAUACGAGUAACAUGACUCGGGAAGGUCUGAGAUUCAACACCUUCGUAGAGAAGACCCUUGAGAAAAGAGAGAUCGACUGGAUGCCAAGAAAUAAGGUUUCUCUUUGGCAUGGAAUCUGUACUCUUAGCCGUGAGGCAUAGACCCUGAUUUUCUACCGAUGUUAAACAAUAAAUAGUCAUCAGUACUGAAUCUGAUAAGGGAUUCAGUACAUUCUCUACAGGUCUGUUUGGUAGGCAGUAAUGGUUAUGGUAAUGAAUUUAUUCUAUUUAUUUUAAGGUAAUAAUGCAAGUUAAUCCUCAAGCAUGUGAUUUUUUUUUUCAAUCCUUCAUUACCACCAUUUGAGAGGUAGUUUAUGGAUGAUUAAGAAAUUGAGAUACUUGUGGUAGGACAGUUAUUAUCAUAAACAUUGAGACGAGGCAUAGGCUGAGGCCGCCUAAGUGUAGCAGUAAUAUUGAAAUAUUUUUAUAUUAUGAAUUUUUUGUAUGGUAUGAUACCC
Messenger RNA from Chenopodium quinoa (quinoa), 3496 nucleotides. RefSeq names its product PHD finger protein EHD3-like. Lineage: Eukaryota; Viridiplantae; Streptophyta; Magnoliopsida; Caryophyllales; Amaranthaceae. The transcript has 6 exons. The record is from RefSeq and is a predicted model, not a curated record. Bases 626 to 2431 code for a protein of 601 amino acids.